AUGCGCUGCAUCCUGCGAGCCGUAUCCCACCGAGAGUGGCAUGAAGAUCCGGAGUGGGUUCCGCAGUGGCUCCAGCAGCUCCUCGCCGGGGACUGGCGGUCUUUCGACUUAGUGGUCGAAGCUGCUUGUCUCAAAAAGAUUCCUGCGCGCUGGCUGAGAUUCCUUCUGCUGUUGGGGGGGGACAUCGAGCGCAACCCCGGACCGCGAGCAGCGGCCAAGACGCCGAGGGGUCCUCUGGACCUCGAGCGAGGCUUCGCUCCAAGUACGGUGCACAAGAUGCGGAAGGCCCUUGAGGCGCUGGCUCUCUGGCUGCUAGAAGUUGCUCAGGUGAGUCUGGAGGACGCCUUGAGCACUAACGAGGGGGCCGAGCUUGCUCUCCGAGGCUUUGGGUUACAUCUUUAUGCCGAAGGUCAUCCUCGCUAUUUGCUUGUCUACGCCAUCACUGCCAUACAGAAUCGUUGCCCUUCCUAUCGCAACCGCUUUAGUGUGGCUUGGCAGAUCGAUAAGAAAUGGCAGGACAUUGAGCCCGGAGAAUGUCGCCCCGUGCUUCCAGCAGCGGCCGUCCGAGCUCUACUCUGUGUCACCGCUUUGUGGGAUUGGCUUCGGUUUUCUGGUCUAGUGCUUGUGGGCUUCCUUGCGAUGCUCCACCCGACAGAGAUGGUGCAGCUGAUUCGCAAAGACCUGGUUUUUCCUUCGGAUACACUCGGGCACACGCGUGCUUUGUACGUCCACUUGCGGAAACCCAAGACAGCCAGAUUUGCUCGUCGUCAGCACGGAAAGAUUGACGACCCGUUCGCUAUGAAGGUCCUGGCGACCGCCUCUUCGCUGGUUCUUUGCAUUCGUUUCGUCGGCUCUGGGAUGCAGCUCUUCAGUUUCUCGGCAUCCCGUGCCGGGCAGCAGUUAAAGGCGCUACCCCGGGAGUGCUUCGGGGCUCCGGAGCCACGUUCUUUUAUCAAGAAACCGAAAACUUGCAAUUGCUGGCUUGGCGCGGCCGCUGGGCUCGUGCUCGUACUCUGGAAUAUUAUCUGCAGGAGGUUGCAGCCCAGUUGCUCCUGUCGGAACUGGGGGCCCAAGCUCGCUUUCGCAUUUCUACCUUUGAUUCCGCGUGUGACGCGGUGCUCAGCUCGCUUUCUGGUGCUGCGCAGUAAGGGAGAGGUAGAAGUCACUGGCGAGACUCUGGUGUGCUUUUACUUGAGCUCAACAUUAAAUGUUGGGCGCGCUUUGGCCGACCCUUUUCCAGCUGCUUCGCAGCUCGAGCGCACCGGCGGCACACGGGACACUUCGAACGAGCGGACGAACAAGGCCGAGGGAUGCUUCGUAUUACCCUUAGCCGCAGUGAGUAGUGAAUGA
This is a messenger RNA of Symbiodinium sp. CCMP2592, 1350 nucleotides long. The record is from the annotation of a GenBank genome assembly. NCBI's taxonomy places the organism in Eukaryota, Dinophyceae, Suessiales, Symbiodiniaceae.